Molecule: messenger RNA, 519 nt
Organism: Recurvomyces mirabilis
Lineage: Eukaryota; Fungi; Ascomycota; Dothideomycetes; Mycosphaerellales; Teratosphaeriaceae
Gene: MRP20
Product: mitochondrial 54S ribosomal protein YmL41
Exons: 2
Coding region: 1-519 (172 amino acids)
Biological process (GO): mitochondrial translation
Cellular component (GO): mitochondrial large ribosomal subunit; ribosome
Molecular function (GO): structural constituent of ribosome
Source: RefSeq, a predicted model, not a curated record
AUGGCGGCCACAGCACCCUUCCGCGUAGGCAUGAAAGAGAUAUAUCUCCCCAACUUCAACAUCGUCCUCACCCGCACCCCCUCCCAACCCCCCACCUCCGCCACCUUCCUCACCCCCCUCUGGUUCAGCAAGCUCGACCUCCGCGACUACCUCUACCACGCCUACGACAUCCGCAUCGGCCCGAGCAUUCGCUCCUACGUCCAACAAUCCGCCAUCCGCCAAGGCCAGGUCAAAGACCCCGCCCGUCCGCAAUAUAAACGUUGGCAUCGACCGCGCGCUACCAAGCGGAUAACGGUGGAGUUGGAACGGCCAUUUGUGUGGCCGAAAAUGCCGGAGGAUCUGGGGGAGUGGAAACCAGUGGAGAAUAAGAUGGCGGGGGUGGAGCAGCAGGGGAUGCAGGAACGGAUGGGCGGGGCGAGUGAUGCGUUUGCGGUGGAGGAGGGGAGGCGGAGGGGGAUGAGGGAGCAGGCGAGGGCGUUGCUUGAGGGGCGGGAAAAGUGGAGGCCGGGGGGAAAAUAA